AUCACCCCUUUCACUAUCGUCCCCUUCUGCACCACUCAAACCUGCUGCUCCCUCUGCAUUUCCCCCCUCCUCUCCUUCCUUCUGGACACCAGCCCUGCAGCUUCUCCGGCAAGCUGCCUCAAGAGCCACCAGCAGGCUGCAGGAUGGCUGCUGUGAUGAAGGCUCUUGCCGUUGCCUCGCCGGUCUCGGCCCGGGCACAGCCCCGUCGGUGUGUUGCAGGUACCCCUAGCCAUCAGAGCCUGCAGUCGUCCUUCAACGGCAUGUCCCUGCAGUGCCGGCCAGCGCCGCGACCGCGGCCAUGCUCCUCCCGGUCGUCGUCGGUGCAGGUGGUGAUGAUGGCGAAGCCGUCGAUCCAGUUCAUCCAGGGCACGGACGAGCAAACGAUCCCGGACGUGCGUCUGACCAAGUCCCGGGACGGCACCAACGGCGUGGCCAUCUUCACCUUCGAGCAGCCGUCGGUGUUCGACUCGUCGGCGGAGCUGGGCGACAUCACGGGGUUCUACAUGAUCGACGAGGAAGGCACGCUGCAGUCGGUGGACGUGAGCGCCAAGUUCGUCAACGGGAAGCCGGCGCGGAUCGAGGCCAAGUACGUGAUGCGCACGCCCCGGGACUGGGACCGCUUCAUGCGCUUCAUGGAGCGCUACUCCCAGGCCAACGGCCUCCAGUUCGUCAAGAACUGAGCUUGUGCCGGUGAGCUCGAUCUCUCUCAUGGCUGGACUUGGAGGUAGAGCUCGACGCAAUGGCAAUGCUCUCCGUUGCCUGCACUUCACUUCAGUGCCCCCCUUUUCUCUCUCUCUUUUCCUGACACUGUCAUGAGUUUCUGUUUGACUACAUGUUCAGUUCAGUGUAACUCGAGUGUGGGCUGGGCCGGUAAACUUGACAUUGGGCUGUGUGAUUCUGUGAUGUGUGCCUGUUAUUUUUUUUCCCUUCCCCCUCCCCUGGUGAUUUGAGUGAAUUUUUGUAGGUAAAAAUUUCUACAAAAUGGGAUGUUUGUUUAUGCGCGUUCAUACAAAUUUGCAAUAAGACUUUCUGCCUGUUAUCCUACAGGUGGUUAGCCUGAAAUAAGAAAGGACGUCUGUGGUUUGUCA
Setaria italica (foxtail millet) is the source of this 1088-nucleotide messenger RNA. Its product is annotated as photosystem II reaction center PSB28 protein, chloroplastic. The record is from RefSeq and is a predicted model, not a curated record. Gene Ontology annotation, cellular component: photosystem II; chloroplast thylakoid membrane; photosystem II oxygen evolving complex. Lineage: Eukaryota; Viridiplantae; Streptophyta; Magnoliopsida; Poales; Poaceae. The transcript is spliced from 2 exons. The coding region runs from base 144 to 680 and encodes 178 amino acids. Gene Ontology annotation, biological process: photosynthesis.